Molecule: messenger RNA, 1044 nt
Organism: Stylonychia lemnae
Lineage: Eukaryota; Ciliophora; Spirotrichea; Sporadotrichida; Oxytrichidae
Source: the annotation of a GenBank genome assembly
AUGGAUAUUCUAGUAGAGCAUAAGGAAAUAAUUGAAAAAGAUUUGUAGAUUAUCAUGGGUCAACUUUUGCUUGCUGUUGAUUACAUGCACUAGAUGGAUGUGAUACACAGAGAUCUUAAACUAAGCAAUAUAUUGCUGAACUCUAAAGAAAAGGAUAACUAUGAUUUAAGAGUUGCUGAUUUAGGCCUUGCUUAUAUGUAUACCACUGAUAGUAAACCAUAGGAGAAGUGCGGUACUCCAACUUAUAUUGGGCCAGAAAUUUUGGAAGGAGAUAAAUAUGAUCAUAAAGUUGACAUAUUUAGUUUGGGCUCAAUAAUGUAUAAUUUAAUUACUGGCCGUUACUUAUUUGAAUGUUCUGAAAGUGAAAAUGUCUUGUUUCUAAAUAAACUAUGCCAUCUUGGUCAUAUUGACAGACAUAUUUCUUCCCUCAGUCAUGACGGGAGAGACCUGCUAUUAAAGUUGCUAGAGAAGAAUCCCUUGUAUCGCCCUACAGCUAAGUAAGCUCUUCAACAUAGAUGGUUUUAAGCUGAUAGAGAAGCUUUAGAUGCUGCUUUGAUAAUUAAUGAAUAAAUCUAGACAUAAACUUAUCAAAGAAAGUAUGAUAUCUAAUCCAACUAAAUUGAUCAGUAAUUAGAUGAUUAAGGAUCUCAAAUGAAUGUAAGGUAAAGUUUCCUGCCAAGAUUAUCUGAAUUAAGUGCUUAUGUCUCAAGAUUUUCAAGCAACUAAAGGAUCAAAUCUAGAAAGGAAAGCUUACACUAUAGCUAUUAUGAUAUUAUUACAUCCAACAGAAAUGCUAAAUCUAAAUCGCCUCAUUAGUUCCGCUAAUUUACAUCAUUAGGCUAAAAUGGUGUUUACACUCCGGCUAUAAAUAUCAAAGCUAUUAAUUAUGGUUUUGAAAACUAUGCUUAGGAAAAAUUACAAUUUGAUAUAUAAAAACCUUCAAAUUUGCAGGUAGAUUAAGCCUACUAAGAAGAAGUAAAGGAAUAGCCUCUAUUGAUACAUGUUUCUUUAGAUUUACAGAUUGAUAACUUUUAAGACAACUGA